Stereum hirsutum FP-91666 SS1 is the source of this 1209-nucleotide messenger RNA. Its product is annotated as DHS-like NAD/FAD-binding domain-containing protein. Lineage: Eukaryota; Fungi; Basidiomycota; Agaricomycetes; Russulales; Stereaceae. The coding region runs from base 1 to 1209 and encodes 402 amino acids. The transcript is spliced from 3 exons. The record is from RefSeq and is a predicted model, not a curated record. Gene Ontology annotation, molecular function: NAD+ binding.
AUGGUCGUCUCCCUCAGUCUCGACGCCGCCGCUGCCGAUGCCUCCCUACGCAGACAAGUCGCCGCGCUCACUUCCGCCGUCAUUAAAUCGAAACGCAUCGUCGUCGUGACCGGUGCUGGCAUCUCGUGCUCGUGUGGAAUCCCAGAUUUCCGAUCAUCCGAUGGAUUGUACAAUCUCGUCAAGCAACAAUACCCUGACGUCGUUAUGAAGGGUCGCGACCUUUUCGAUGCCUCGUUAUUCCGCGACCCGACAUCGACAUCCGUCUUUUAUACCUUCAUCUCCCAACUCAAACAAUCCGUCGACGCCGCUUCUCCCUCACCUACCCACACCUUUCUCAAAACGCUAGACACGAAGAAGAAGCUCCUUCGGUCGUACACACAAAACAUCGAUGGGUUCGAGGAGCGUGCCGGCCUGCUCGGUAGCUCGAGCGAUGACGCGCGGGCAGCGACUAGCAAAGGCAAGUCGAAGCUCAAGACGAAGGACGUGCGAAACGUGCAGCUACAUGGCGACAUCCACCGCGUGCGCUGUACGUUCUGUUCUGCCGACCUUCCGUGCACGAAGGAGUACCUCCGACUCUUCAACGAAGGCAUCGCGCCUGACUGUCCCGAAUGCAAUGCACGCUCGGAAGCACGAGUCGCGCGGUCUGCUCGGGCGCUCAAGGUCGGAACUCUCCGUCCUGCUAUCGUCCUCUACGACGAACCACACCCGCUCGGGGACGACAUCGGAACCAUCCAGACCGGUGACCUCGCCAAGCGGCCCGAUCUGCUCAUCGUCAUGGGCACUUCGCUCAAAGUCCACGGGCUCAAGAAGCUCGUCAAGGAGUUCGCGCGGACUGUCCACGCGGGUGCGCCCUCCCCUCCUGCUGCUGCUGCUGGCACCGGCCCUGCUGCUUCGUCGUCGAAGUCGACGUCGACGCCAAGGAUGUCGCAUAAGGUGAUAUUUGUGAACAAGACGGCGCCGGGGAGCGAGUGGAAUGGGAUUAUCGAUUAUCAUGUGGAGGGGACGACGGAUGAGUGGGUGGAGAGGGUGGUAGAGCAGUGGAGGAGGGAUAGGCCGGAGGACUGGGAGGUGCAGACAACGUUGGAUGGGCCGGCGGCCUCGGGGGUAGUAGUGGGUGAGGAGGGACAAAAAUUUAAGGUGACGAAAGGGAAAACGAAGGGGAAGAGUGCGUUCGCUGUCUAUCGUGUCUCUCAUCUCGCUUUUUCCUGA